AUGGGAAAUAGUGAAAGUAAUUCGGUUAAUGUCACAUUUGAUCGUCCAACAUUAUUCUAUUUUGCUGGUGAAGUUGUGUCAGGUACAAUUCAUUUUCAAAAUGUUACUGAACGAUUAAAAAUAGAUGAAAUUUAUCUAACAACAACGGGAGAAAUAGGAUAUACCACGCAAGAAAAACGUGUUUUUUAUCGAGAUGGAUGGGAUUCACAGCAACCUGGUCAACAACAUCAUAACUAUCAAAAUCGUGGUAAUGCUAGAACAGAGACAUACACAGAAUAUCAUCGUAUACCAUUUUUUCAAUUUCGACUACCUGUAAUGAGACCCACGAACGGUCAGACAGAAAUAAUUCUCAAUCGUGGUCAACAUAGAUGGCCGUUUGAAGUUCAAUUGCCGACAUAUUUACCACCUAGUGUAUCUGUACCAUUACACUCUUAUCCAUAUGUUAAAUAUUUUAUGCAAGUUGUGAUCGAUAAACCAUGGUAUCAACCAAAUUCUAAACAAAUUUAUUCUUUAACACUUUCUCCACGUGUAAAUCUUCAACAAAUUCCAAAUAGUUAUCAACCUAUGCAAUUUAAUAAUCAUAAUCGUAAAGAUGUUGUUUUACAAGGUGCUCUAAGUCGGUCAGCAUUAGUACCUGGGCAAAUUUUAAAUUCAACUAUUGAAAUUCAAAAUCCAAAACGUGCAACUAUAAAACGUAUCGAAGUUAGUCUUCUACAACAUAUUCAUAUUGCGACUAAUAAUCGAACGGACAAUAUAUUUCGUAUUGAUAUUCCACGAAUACAAGAAUUUAAUAGUGAGAGACUAACUGAAACUUUUUCUAUUAUGAUUCCGAACAAAUAUUUAGCGCCUACAUCCACGUAUCAUUAUAAUGGAAUAAUUGUUUCAGUUAAUUACGAAUUAAAAUUCGAUGUUAAAGCAAGAGGAUUAUUCACUGAUUUUACAAUUUGUUUACCAAUUACAAUGGGAACAGAACCAUCACCAGAGCAAGAACAACAGCUAAAUAGACGAGAUGUAUAUAUACCACCAGCUGCUCCUCCAUCAUAUCCUCAUCAGUCAGAUUAUAAUAAUCAAUAUUCAAUGCCAGAAGAUCUACCGCCUAGUUAUGAAUCUGUUGUGGGUACUGAGCGUUUGGUAAUAAUUGAAUAUUCAUUACAAUUUAUUCCAGAUUAUAUUGUUUAUUUUGAUUUAGACUUGAUAGCUAAUGAGGAAUUAGAUGUGAAAAAUACUCUAAAUCGUUUUAUGAUACGUCAUGUAAACACCGAUCGCGUAUAUAUUAAUAGUAAACAACGUUAG
Molecule: messenger RNA, 1293 nt
Organism: Didymodactylos carnosus
Lineage: Eukaryota; Metazoa; Rotifera; Eurotatoria; Philodinida; Philodinidae
Source: the annotation of a GenBank genome assembly